This is a messenger RNA of Paraglomus brasilianum, 1578 nucleotides long. NCBI's taxonomy places the organism in Eukaryota, Fungi, Glomeromycota, Glomeromycetes, Paraglomerales, Paraglomeraceae. The record is from the annotation of a GenBank genome assembly.
AUGGAAGACUUCGAGAAACUUCCCCAAAACUUAAAAACUCAAGAAAACUUUGAGCGUCUGUUGGAAUUGGAGAGGCUCCGCCUCCAACAAGUUGAUAGAGUAAAGCAACCAUUUAAAGAAGUGACUGACAACAGCAGAAUUAUUUGUGAGGCACUUGUGAAACCGUUCAAUAUGAUUCCUACAAAUACCAGCGAGCUUAAGUUCAUUAUGAAGUCCGACCUUCUCACUUCUUUACCUGUAGCUGGUGCAAAGUUGCUCGCCCUAAAAAAUCCCCAAGUCAGGAACAUAUUUGAUUACGAUGAAGUUAAUUGCCAAUGUCCCCUAGGAGUCCAAUUCGGCUCCGCACUAUCAUACACUAAUCAAAGAAACAACACACAAGAGGAUAUGAUGCAUUUUAUGAUGGAUAGUUUGAUCAGGGCACCAGUAGAAGAGAUUUCAAGAGUGUUGCAUUUGCCAGUAACAGUAGAUCGCAAUGCAACAGACAGUGGGAGCACUACAGUGGAGCAAUGUCAUCCAGAUUUCCUCUUUCGGAUCAAAGACGUACUUUUCUUCUGGGGUGAGGAGAAAUCUGUCACUGGUGCUUUUGAGGACCUUGAGUAUAAAUUUACACAGUUUGAUGAAGUUCUUCCUGAGGAACUCAAGUUUAUGAUAUGCUAUACAGCAAAUGGGACAAAUAUCUCUUUUUAUAUAAUCGAUGGAUGGACAAAGCGGAAGAAAGACCGUUUUGUUCCUUUUACAAAAGAAUUCAAUUUGAAUGACAUUCAAGAUCGCAUAGAUAUUCUCAAGGCCAUUAUAAACAUCACCCGACUGGUUAGAACAUUAGUAGACAAAAACUGCAUUCCUUCUGCGGUAUAUCCUGUCACAAAGACGCAGAAAUACCAUAGGUCGACUAUCUCGUAUGAGGCAAACUAUGUCAAGAAAGUGGUUUCUAUACGUGAUCUUCCAUUCGUUGAUGGAGAAAACCUGAAAAUGAUAGAAAGUCGUGUCGAUUUUCUCUUUGCAAUGUAUCAACAUGCCAAGGGAAAACGUGGGCUUGUCCAGGUCAAGGACGGCCCAAAGCUCAUUUGGGGAAAUACAGCUUACAAGAUCAAGCUAGCAACUAGGGGUAUCGCGGUUGAAACGUUAUCUAUACAUUCAGAAGAUAAGGUGCAAAAAUUGGUGUUAGACGUAGUUACAGGUCUCUCUUAUUUGCACUCGGGAGGAUACCUUCAUUGUGAUGUUCGAUUACCCAAUAUCGUUUACGACUCCACCCUCAAGCAAUACGUACUCAUCGAUUUCGAGCAUGGUGGUCGUCGUGAUGAUGUUAAUAUAAGUAAACGAAAAUCUCGGAAUCGUAGCAAACAUGUUGUCAGAGAUCGCCAUUAUCGCUUAGACAUCGAGAGGUUGAAGGAUUGGGAUGACAAUACAUUGGACAAUGGUGUGUACACAAAGCGGUCGGAAAUGUACCAAUUUGGUAUAUUGCUACAUACCACCUUCGACCGUGUGAUUCGGUCAAAGAAUGGGAAAGAUUUCGUGGAAAAGUUACGGGCAAAACAGUUAACUGCAGCAGAUGCACUUAAGCAUCUGUGGUUAAGAUAG